UAUUAUAGCCUUAACGUUUUAUUUCAUUUAUUUUUUUCAUUUUUAGAUCUACCGAGUAUAUUAAGCGGUUCACAGAUCGGUGUUAUAGACCCACACGAGGAGUACUUUACCGAAGGGAGAAACCGACGAACAGGUUACAGCUGGAGAAUGAAGAACGAUCGUCACAUUAUGGAAAACAUACCAGACCAAUUUGCCCCUUAUAAAGGAAUAUUUGAAUGUACAGAUGAUGUUUUCUCCAGAGGCUGUUACAACGGUACUCUAUUUCGCUUUCCAUUACGACACCAACCCUCUGAACUUUCUCCGACUCUCUACUCCGCUGAAAAGGUGCACACAUUAUUUGAGGGAUUUAUGGCUGACGCACACUUGAUCCUCCUUUUCUUGCAACAUCUGGAAUCUAUCGAGCUGUACGUCCGUGAGGAACACGACAAUCAACCAAGAAAGACGUUUCAAGUUCGAAUCACAGAUGAAAGCCUUCGUUUGGUACGAGAGAAGAGGAAGGAGUUUCACAACAGGAUCCCUACCGACAGGCUUUUGCCCCAUCCUGUCCAAGUAACCUAUCCAAUAAAGGUUGAGACUGUACACUUUUCUUAUGGCUCAGAAACCACACAAAGUCAUUCGUUUCUUGUAACCAACUACUUUUGUGGCGAGGAGAUAUCGUCUGACUUUCAAACCCUGGCUAAAGAGCAAAGCCUUAGCUACUUACCCUUAGUUGGUGUUGCCAUGGCAUUACCAGCAAGUCCCAGUGACCCUACUCCGGAGAUUCAAGGCCACGUGUUUUGUUUUUUACCUUUACCAGUUCAAAAGACAAGCCUGACAGGUUUGCCUGUUCAUGUGAAUGGCUUCUUUGCCUUGAGUCAGAACAGACGUUAUAUCAAAUCUCCAAACGCAGAACAGGAAGAUCAGGAGCUAACUGACAAGUCCCUCCUAUGGAACAGGUGUCUUUUGAAGGAAGCUCUACCCAAGGCAUAUGCAACGAUGCUACUAGAAGCAAUCAACGAGAAGAGUUACAAUAUACAAGAAGAGACCGUUUACAGGUAA
Porites evermanni is the source of this 1038-nucleotide messenger RNA. NCBI's taxonomy places the organism in Eukaryota, Metazoa, Cnidaria, Anthozoa, Scleractinia, Poritidae. The record is from the annotation of a GenBank genome assembly.